This is a messenger RNA of Rotaria socialis, 3348 nucleotides long. The record is from the annotation of a GenBank genome assembly. Lineage: Eukaryota; Metazoa; Rotifera; Eurotatoria; Philodinida; Philodinidae.
AUGGCUGAUUCACAAGCCCUAAAUUGGUUUAAAAUAGAACUACUUUUAACUCGGUCGUGUCUUACAUUGCGGAAAAUAUUCAAAGAUCGAUGGUUUCUGUUUACUGGUCAACAGUGGCAGAAUACUACGACAGAUGGACAAGCUUUUAUUACGGGUAUCGGCCAAAAAAUUUAUAAAAAUUGUGGUAACAUUCAAAAAAUUACGCUAACAACAGGUGAUACAAACCAAUGGGAUAUAACAACAUUAGUUCUCGUUCUUCGUGAAACUAAACCUAUACGACCACUUAAUAAAAUGAAAAAAGAAAAAAUCGUCAAAGAGAACAUUGAUUUAUUGACAUUAACAAAUAUUCGAAACAAUAAUGCUCAUCAUGCGUCAAAAUGUAUUUCAGACGCUGAAUUCGAAAUCAUUUGGUCACAGUUGACACCAAUAUUAAUAUCUUUCGGUGAUGAUGCCGAUGAAAUUGAGGCAUUGAAAUUAAAUACAAAUGAUACGAAGCAGAAGGAGUCAAUUAAUAAUGAGAGCACGGAUGAAGCUAAACGUUUGAAAGAUCUCGGUAACGAGGCCUUUAAACAAAAACGUUUCGAUGAGGCUUUAAAAUGGUUUUCACAGGCACUUGUUCUCGCUGGUUUGAAUGAUUUUGAUCGGUCGAUUCUCUAUUCAAAUCGAGCUGCUACAUAUCUCGAGAAACCUGAACAGACAGAGUUCAAUUCGUCCAAUGACUCCAGGUAUCUUGCCCUGCAAGAUGCUGAGCAUGCACGUGAUCUUCGGCCAACUUGGCCAAAAGCUCAUUGUCGUGUUGGCCAAGCGUAUAUGGCCCUUGGUGAGUUCGAAAAAGCAGUUCAUUCGUAUAAUAAAGCUCUUGCCCUUGAUCCGACUAACAUUGAAAUGCAAAAUACUCGUGAUUUUGCUCUCGAAAGAAAACAUUACUAUGGUCGACAAGAGCAUCUUGACAUACGAAGUAUACCAAGAACGACCCGCGAACAAUUAACUGAAUUGUCAAAAACAACCGGUCUUACUACUGAGCAACAAGAAAAAGUGAUUGACAUGAUAAGAAAACAUGAUCCAGGCAAAGAUGCUGUUUUCACUGGUCAUCAAUAUCGGGAUGGUGAUGAUAAUGUGAAACAGAACUAUGAAUUGGCUGCAAAAUUUUAUUCAAAAGCGGUCGCUCUCGGUAGUGCUGAGGGCAUGUACAACCUUGCUCUGCUUCAUCAAAGGGGAUUAGGCGUUAAAAAAGAUAUGCGAAUGGCCAUUCAACUACUUGAACAAGCGGCUUCUCAAAGCCCUAUAAUGUCAGAUAAAUUUCCUGUUCCUAAUGUUGGUGUUGCAGAAGCUGAACAUUCUCUUGGACCACAUUACGAAACGGGUGUAGGCGUUAAAAUGAAUUACCAUAAGGCAUCUCAAUGGUAUCAACGUGCUUCCGAUCAUGGUAGUUCAACAGCAGCCAACAGCUUAGGACUUAUGUACGAGGAGGGUAGAGGCGUUUCAAAAGAUUUGGUUAAAUCAGAGCAGCUUCUGCGUUUAUCUGCAGUCCGUGGUGACCCAAAUGCCAUGAUGAAUUUAGCUUUAUUGCUCUUUAAAAAAAAUGAUCUACAGGAUGCAGAACGAUGGUGUCAACGUGCAAGCGACAACAAUAAUAUGGUUGCUAAAACUCUCUUGAAACAAUAUCAAGAUGCAGCCGAAAAGGAACGUGAGCACUUCAAGAAAUUAAAUGUUGACAAAUGGGAAAAAGAGAACGGAUUGGCUACGAGUACUUUGAGUUAUAAUGAACGAAUCAAACGCAAAGUGUUAGCAGACGAACCCCAUGCUGCGAAAGCAUACAGCGUUGUAAAUGACUUCGCCAAAGUCAUCCAGUCGUUAAAACCCGUACCACAGCCAAUGGGAGCAAAGAGAAGAGAAUUUAGUUACGCUAUGCUCAACCAAUAUUCGCUGAAAGGAUCUGUUUUUGCUCAACGGCUGUUAGAAGCACAAACUUAUUUUGUAAGAGCAAUGCUAAUUUUAGCAAAAGACGACAUUGCGGACAAUGAAAGAGAUGUUCACUUCGUCAAAGAGCUUUCCGCAAGUAUUAGAAUUGAACAUAUUGUUAUUCAACUGCCAGAGGAUCUACAUAAAGAAGCAAAACUGGCUGUGGAUCGUGUACUCAUUCGAUGUAAUUCAAAGCAAUCUGAACUCGAUGAAAACGCUCGUGUAUGUUACGGAUAUUUGCAUAUGAAUUCAUUAGAAUCUACAAUUGCGUUUUUAACUGUUUGCAUCCAAAUGUAUCCGAAGUCACAUUUCUUCUUGGAACUUCGUGGUAGUCUAUAUGGCUUUCUUGGCAAAUUUGAUCAAGGCUUAGCUGAUGUUAAUGCUGCGCUUCAAUUGGUUCCAAACGAUGUAAUGUUAUUGUAUGAUCGCGCCGCUAUGCUGAGACUCGUUAAGCAUUUUGAUCUGAAUGAAACUAUCGCAGCAUAUAAAAAAUUUUUCGAAUACUCACCAAUCGAUCAUCGCAAGGUACCUGAAGCGUAUUAUGCAGUUGCAACUUGCUAUUUUGUCGAUAAAGCACUCGAAAAUAAUUUUCAGUUAUUAGAAGAAUAUUACGACAAAGGUAUCGAGGCAGAAAAGAAACAAUUACCAUGUUUCUUACCAUAUGAAUCGAAUAAUAAAUUAAUGAUAUCAAAUUUAAUCUCAGUGGAAUCGAAAUCGAAAAAUAUUGAUACACUGCCAUUAACUGAACCAGUGAUUGAUACACAAAAACCGCAAUCACGUCUCACCGAUCCACGACGCACUGAUAUGAUUUAUUCCCAUCGGGAAUCUAUUGCUCAAAAUCGUAAAAUUUUAUUAGGUAAAAAUAUUGUUACCCAUACAGUUAAACCUCGUCUACAUCAAAACUCACCUGCAUCAUUUAUUGGACUGAAAGGCAUUACUCUACGUGAAAUGAAUCCGUUGAAAGAUCAUGUUUAUCAAGGUUAUGUUUUAUCAGUUAUUAUUUUCGAGCAGUCACCAAUAGUUGAACCAUCGAUAUGGUUGUUGAUAGAAGAUGAGAACGGUGAUUUAGAACGACUUUCUUUUUAUAAUACUCCCCCAUCAGAAGGCUGGCAAUUAAUUAAACAUACCUAUACUUACGGUGCACAACUUAGUAUUUUAAAUCCAUAUAUGCGUAUGGCAGCUGAUCAAAAACCGGCUAUUCGAAUUGAUGAUGUUUCAUCAAUUAUUCUACAUGGAGAUAUUCAUAAUGUGAAAGACAUGUGCCGGUGUUGCGGCCAAGCAAAUGCAUCACGCGUUUGUGGAAAAUGUAAAUCAGCUCACUAUUGUUCAAAGGAAUGUCAAACACUUGACUGGAAGCAAUAUGGUCAUAAAUUGAUUUGUAGCUGA